GAGGAAACCCGGAAGUGGCGAGGUUUCAUAGAGAGUUUGUUUAAAUUAACUCAUAAACUCACUGUGCGUUUAGGAGAAGGUAUAAUAUGCUAAAGUGAAUUUUAAUGUGCGCUAUGAUUGAAAAUAAGUUGUAAAUCUUUUAAAGAUGUUGUGUUUACGCCUCUCCCACUCACAUGACGAGUGAGUCAGCUGACUUUUGCUAAUCUGUGACUUAAAAAGAAACCGGGCGGAGAGCCGCCGUGUUUCAGUUCACACGAGCAGGCGCACAGGAGCGGGAUUUACUCGUGUUUACACGCUGUUUUAACUCACAGCCUCGGGGCAGGGGGUUGAGGAAGAUGUCAGAGAGGAUAGAAAGUGAAAGAGCGUGUGUGAGUGGAUGAGUUCGCGCUGUGGACGCUGCUGCAGCCGGUUGUCGCGGUCAUGGCUGAGUCGUUAGCGCUGCUGAAGCGGCUGAGUUACGCAGUCGGACACUUUCUGAAUGAUCUGUGCGCCUCUAUGUGGUUCACUUACCUCCUGGUUUACUAUCACUCUGUCCUGGGCUUUCAGAACUCGUACGCAGGUGUGUUAUUGUUAGUGGGACAGGUAGCCGAUGGAGUGUGCACUCCUCUGAUCGGAUAUGAAUCGGACAGAACCGCAGGAUGCUGCAAUUACGGCAAGAGGAAAACGUGGCAUUUAAUAGGGACGCUCAGUGUCGUGAUCUCUUUCCCCUUCAUCUUUAAUCAGUGUAUAGGCUGUAGUGAGUACACUCCACAAUGGGCCAGUCUCAUCUACUUCAUCCCCUUCAUCAUCGUCUUCCAGUUUGGCUGGGCUGCGACCCAAAUCUCCCACCUGUCCCUCAUUCCCGAGCUGGUGAAGUCCGAGUCGGCCAAGGUGGAGCUCACUGCUUACAGAUAUGCUUUCACCGUGAUCGCCAACAUCACCGUGUAUGCUGUGGCAUGGCUGCUGUUCCAUUUCCAGUCUAAUGAAGAUCCGUCCAUCACCGAUAACCUCGGUCCCGUCGACAUCCCCAUCUUCAGAAACCUGAGUCUGAUCGUGUGGGGGAUCGGCAUGUUCUUCUCUCUGCUUUUCCACCUGGGCACGCGGGAGGCGGAGGCUGGGGGUAGCGAGGAUGAGGAGGGAGGAGGUGAUGAAGGAGAACGGACUCCUCUCCUCACCCGAUCCACACUGAACUCUCCUUCUGUAGCUCUGCAGUGGCGACACUGGCUCAAAGAGCUGUCCUUCUACCAGGUUGCAGUUCUUUACAUGUGCACGAGGCUGAUAGUGAACUUGUCACAGACCUACAUAUCUAUGUACCUCACUAACACACUCCUCCUGCCAAAGAAGUACAUCGCCACAAUCCCCUUGGUGAUGUACUUGAGCGGAUUCGUCUCCUCGCUGAUCAUGAAACCUUUCAACAAGCUGAUAGGGAAAAAUAUGGCCUACUUCGUGGGACUGGUCCUGAUCCUGGUCUUCUCUUACUGGGCUCUGGUAGACAUUCAUAUGGGAGACGGUGUGUAUGGAGCUGCAGUGCUGCUGGGGGCGGGGUCAGCCAUCAUCCUCGUCAUGUCCCUGUCCAUGACCGCCGAUCUCAUCGCCGAUCAAACCCAAAGCGGAGCGUUCGUUUACGGCGCUAUGAGCUUCACUGACAAAGUCGCAAACGGAGUGGGAGUCAUAAUCAUCCAGGGCCUGCACCCGUGCCAUACUCAGGCAUGUUGUCCUGCGUGUGUGUGGUAUUAUCACUACGUGAUGGUGAUCGUUACGGGCGGAGUCGCUGUUGUAGCAGCACUCAGUCUCUGCACCAUUCUCAUCUGGCCAAUCAGGAUCAGAUAUCUGUCGGUGGAGCAGCAGGUAAACGGGUCUGCUAACCAUCUCCCUGAUGGUCUCAGUGUGAUGCCCGGUCUGAUGUCAGACGGAGAAGAUUCAGAAAGCAGCACAGAGCCGACGCUCGUUAACUGAAUUAUUCUGAAACAUACAUGUAAAUCUGCACAAACUGAACUCUGAGGUAUUAUUGUGAGCUGAAGUGAGCCACUGCUGACAUUAUAUUCCUAUUUAUCCAGUUAUUUAUGGAUAAAUCCUGUGUGUGUGUGUGUGUGUGUUUGGACGUUCUCAUGUGUGGGGCUGUACAGUCCAUCAUCAUCAUCGUAACUAACAGCACUACCCCAAGUGCCAGAGGAAUAUUUUUACUUUAUUUCACGUUUGUAUUAUUGUUUAUUACAAGUGUUUUUAUUCGGCAUCUGGGUUUCACAAAAUGACAUAGACCAGAUACACUAUAGUAUAUAUUACCCAUAAUGUGUGUGUGUGUGUGUGUGUGUGUGUGUGUGUGUGUGUGUGUGUGUGUGUGUGUGUGUGUGUGUGUGUGUGUGAGAGAGAGAGAGAGAGAGAGAGAGAGAGAGAGAGAGAGAGAGUGUAAGAGAGAAUGAUCCAUUUUAAAGGCAUUCAGACACUAUUGGUUUACAAAGGGACCAGCGUUAUAAAUGUAUUUUUUAUUAUUAUUAUCUGUAUAUUAUGUUAUAAUCUAUAAGAAAGCGAUGGUUCAGCCAAAAAAAAAAAAAAUGUAGUCACUCAGCCACGACAUGUUUGCUGUCUCAUUAGUUUUUCUUUAUCUGUACAAUAGAAGCAAGAUUUCUACUAUUUUAUCCAGCUGUGUUUGCACAAAUGACAUUUCUGCGACAAAUUCCGAGUCUCAUUUAUCAGUCUUUAAGUAAAAUAUUUUCAUGGCCAAAAUGAUCUAAAAAUUCCUUACUAAAGUUUUGGCAACAUUGAUUUUUUUCAUACACGAGUGUUAAAAUGUCAAUCGGAGUAAAUUACUAAGCGCUUUCACGACACAACCGAUUUACAUUUAGCCAUGCCACGCCAUAAAACUCAAAGCUCACAGAGAGCUGAAAACCAAAAUGGCAACUAAACGGCGAAAGCGCACCUCCCAAGUCCGGUGUUUGUGCUAAAUCUUCCAGUAAUGCAGCUCAGCCAUUGCAGCGCAUCAGUAGAGACACACUAACUCAUUGUCCUUUUAUAGGGUGCCAUUACUUUUGUCAUACCUUAUGGAUUAGCUUUCCUGUUUCAAAAAAUGUUCAUUAAAUUGGAUUUAAUGAAGUAAUUUAAGCCUGGCAGUGUAAUCCGUAUAUAAAAUCGCAGUAACUUGUCGAUGAGUUUACGAUUCGAAGAUGAUCAGUUGAGGUUCACAUCAGUGAGUCUCCUUAUACAUAAAUUUACACAAACUCAGGAGCAAAACUCAGGAUACAGAUUAUUAUUAUUUUUUUUCUGAACUAACACAUCUUGAGUAAAUGCUCCUGCUAACAAAUUAUGAAUAAAUUCAUUCACUUCUGAUUUUAUAUAUAUAUAUAUAUUGCAUUUUAAUAAAAGAGGCCCAGUGCCUUCUGAAGCUCUUUAGAGAUACAGUUUGUUAGCACAGUGCUAAACUGGUGGCUAUAAGCUUGCAUUACUUGUUGGCUACAUCAGCCUCAUGUGCAACACUAAAGACUAAACUAAAGACAAACAUGUCGUGACUUUUAGGCUACAUUUCUACAUGUAUAUACAUUUAGGCUGAACUAUCACGUUCACAUUUAUGUCAUAGCUAGGCACAUUCCGAUACGUUACUUAUGAAUUAUAUUAACAUUAACUAUAAUUAAUAAUAAUGUCAUGGACACUUUAAAAUGUUCCCUAUACUGCUUUUUCGAGGAGUCUCCCUACGUAGGCAGUGCAUUUUGGGAAAUGAUUGUCCUCCUAAGAAAAAGACUGUCCUUUAUUUUCAGACAGAUUUGCCAGUGCAUCACAUGUCCUGUUGCAGAGAAGGCAGUCUCAUAAGAGAUAAAAUAAUCACUUAUUAUGAUUAUUAUUAUAGUUUAAUACUGGAGCAUACAUACUCAUGGAGCAGAAUGUAAAAGUUAAUAAUGGAAAAAAAUGCACAUUUAUGUUUAAAGGGAAAUCAUGUGUAAAGUUUCUGUUAAAAACUUGCACGUGGAUUAUUUUUAUUCUCGAUCUCACUGGGAACAACACUGCUGCAUCAUGUGGUGAUGGACACGGUGUUCUUUAGACAAGAGUUUACUGACUGUACACUUAUACUUUCUAUUCAUAAAGCUUUCGACCUGUUUUCCAUUGCUAAUAAUUACACAUGGCACAAUAUCACUUAUUCUUUUCUGACACUGUUACCCAUCUAAUUUUUUUCCUUUAAAUACUAAGCUUUAAAAAAGAUUUUUAUGAAUGAAGGGGAAAAAAAAAUAAACAUGCUAAAAACAUGACUUAUCAAAACUGCAGCUUUUUAAAAAUUCAGUUAAACUCUUUCACACAAAAUAACUUCAUUAUAUUUAUUUAUAUUUGCAAUUUAAAGUAUAAAGUAUAAAUGGAAUAAAAAAAAUUCUAACAAAAACACGUAAUUUUUUUUAUAUUAAUAUGUAAUAUAUGUAAUGUAAUCAUUCUUUAUAUGUAAACAUUUCCAAAAAAAAGCUAUUAAUGGGUGUUUUCCCAAAAAAAAAAAAAAAAAAAAGGUACUUCCACAUGUGACUCACUGUACCUUGUUUACGUUAUUGUGCUAAAGGAUUUGUUAUAGGAAACAUAGUGAAUCAAACUCACUUUUUAUUUUCUCCAAUAUCUGAUUUUUUUUUUUUUUUUUUUUUUUGCUGGAGUCAGAACGAAUCCUGGGAAUUAUAUCAGUGCCAUUUCUACUAAUAAUGCUUUACACACUGUAAUAAUGCCCUCUGUGAAAUACUGUAUUAAUUCCUUAAGUAACAUCAAUCUGUUCAAAAUCUCAUCUUUAACUUUUUCCUCUAUGCAUUUAUUAAGUAUCUUUAAUCAUUUUUAUAAAGAAUCAUAAAACAUUAUGAACAUUUAAUGUCAUUAGUUAUUUUUUAUUUUCUGUAUAAUCACUAUAAAGUGGAAACCUUUAUAUCCAAACUAAUUACACACAUUUGUUUCUCGCUAUUUUUCCACACCGGUCCGUUCAUUCUGACUACUUCCUGUGAUGAAGAGUGACACUUGUGUAAUUUAAUAGCACUUUUAUGAUGAGGCUUGAUGAUGACUUUAUAAGCUGCUUACAAAGCAAUGCUAGCAAAUUAUAAGGGAUUAUCAGCACAGUAAUUAUUAAAUCAGGUCUGAUAGCAGAUCUAAUCUUUGAAAGGACAUUUUAAGGAAAUAAAUGGAAAUAUAUAUAUCUCACACAGGGACAUGAUCUGUGGUCAAUCUGAGACAUGUUUUUAAUCUUUAUUUUAAUGUAGAAUUUUUUUUUUUAUCAAAUUGCAUAUAGUGAAAAAUAAAGUGCACCAUUCUGUC
Messenger RNA from Pangasianodon hypophthalmus (striped catfish), 5241 nucleotides. RefSeq names its product major facilitator superfamily domain-containing protein 12-like. Gene Ontology annotation, cellular component: membrane. The transcript is spliced from 11 exons. Lineage: Eukaryota; Metazoa; Chordata; Actinopteri; Siluriformes; Pangasiidae. The coding region runs from base 421 to 1935 and encodes 504 amino acids. The record is from RefSeq and is a predicted model, not a curated record. Gene Ontology annotation, molecular function: symporter activity. Gene Ontology annotation, biological process: carbohydrate transport.